AUGCUUGUUACCUACUUUUUUAUAGCUUCCUUCCACUCUCUCCCAAAAACACACAGGUGGAGAGAAAAAAUGGAGAAAAACAAGAUAUGUAAGCUCUGUUCAAGAAAGUUUGCUAAUGGAAGAGCUUUAGGUGGGCAUAUGAGAUCUCAUAUGAUGAAUUUACAGUUACACCAACAUGAAACAGAGUCAAUUCCAUCAUCUUCAUGGUCCGAUGAAGAAGAAAAAGGUAAAAUCUUGAAUUCAUCUGAUGCUGAUGCUGAUGACUCGGUUGUUGUUCUUCCAGAUAAGGAGAGUGAAACCGAGUCAUCGAAAAACCCAAUUCGUUUCAAAAGAUCUAAAAGAGUAAGGAAAUCAAGAAAACCCAAUUUUGUCAAGAUAACAGAGUAUUACUCAUCAGUGGUUGAAACAGAGCCGGUGAGUUCGAUUUCAGAGAAUUCACCUGAAGAAGAUGUUGCACAUUGCUUGAUGAUGUUAUCUAGAGAUAAAUGGAAUAAAAAAGAACAAGUUGAUUUCUACUCCGAUGAAGAGGAAGAAGAUGAACAAGUCAAAGAAGAGAAUUCAGAGGAUUCUGAAGGAGGAGAAGUUAAAGUAACUACAAAGAGUACUAGAGGAAGAGGUAAGUAUAGAUGUGAAACAUGUAACAAAGUUUUUCGGUCUUAUCAAGCUUUAGGAGGACAUAGAGCAAGUCACAAGAAGAUUAAACUGUCAAACGAAGUGGUGGAAAGCGCGAGGAAUAAUAAUGUAGUAGUUGAAGAGAAAAUACAUCAAUGUCCUGUUUGUUACAGAGUUUUUCCAUCGGGUCAAGCUUUAGGUGGACACAAGCGAUCACAUACUAUUGGUGCUGUUGUUGCAACAAGUGUAACUGUUCUUCCUCCUCCGCCUCCACCUCCUGCUCCUUCUAAAUUAGAAUUAUCAAGAACUGGUGGAACAAGUUUAAUAGAUCUUAAUUUUCCUCCACCAAUGGAAGAUGAUGAUGAAAUUAUCAGUCAAGUUGAAGUUUCUGCAGUUUCUGAUGCUGAAUUUGUCAACCCCAUCAAGAAUCAGAGGUAAAGUUUUGGUCUUUCUUAAUUUUUGGUGGUAUUAGGAAAAGGGAUUAAUAGUGGAUUAUGGAUCUAAGUUAAAUUUUUCUUGGGAAAGUUGGGUUAGCUUUUACUCAUUCAAUAGUUUUGACUGUAAUUCAUAAUUACUGUUGAAAUUGUUCUGUUAAUGUUUUGAAUGUAACAGCUGAUUUUACUGAUAGAGGAGACAA
Messenger RNA from Solanum verrucosum, 1249 nucleotides. Its product is annotated as zinc finger protein ZAT9-like. The record is from RefSeq and is a predicted model, not a curated record. Gene Ontology annotation, biological process: regulation of DNA-templated transcription. Lineage: Eukaryota; Viridiplantae; Streptophyta; Magnoliopsida; Solanales; Solanaceae.